UGUAUUAUUAUUAAAAAAUGGCGGCAAACGUAAUGGGCGGGAAUUGCAGUGAUCGUUAAUUGCGCACGUCUUUGCGAUAGUCUUUUCUUACAAAAUAAUAAUUCAUUUGUGAUAUAAUUAAUUAAAAAUGAAGAAAUCUCAGAAUUUAUCUCAGAAAAAGGUCUCGAAGAAUCUAAUUGCAAAUAAUUCACAAACAAAAAUUAAUUCAUUUUUCUCAACUAAUCGUGAAUCUAAUGAAAGUAAAAAUAUUCAAAAUGAGGAUGUAAUUCUAGAGGUUGAAAUUAAAAACAAUGCCUCUAGUGACAAUAUUAUUAAGAAACGAAAGAGAUGUGACAGUUUAGAUUCAGAAUCUAAUUCAAAAAUGAAAAGUAUUUGUUUUAAUGAUAUCGAUCAAUCUUUCUUUAAUGAUAGUCUUAAAAUCAUAAAUGCGAACAAAGAAAAAACUAUAAUGUCUAAGGAAUGUAGUAAUAAUUCAGUGAAUAUAUCUAACGUCAAAACAACAAAUGUAUUAAGUAAUUCAUUAAAUGAAUCUGAAUGUAUUAUGAAUGAUAUAAUUGUCAUUAAUAACGAAGAUACUAUUUUAAAUAAUUGUCGUACUAUAAAAGAAAACAAUCAGAAAGAAUCUCAAUUUAAUAGAAAUUGUAUCGAUAUAACAGAAUCAACUAAUAUUUUCAAUGACAUAAAUGAUUGUGAUGAAAUAAAUGCAGAAGAUUUUGAUGAAAUAUUUGAAUGCGAUUGGAAUAUAGAUUCACAAAUAAAUUUAAAUUCGUUUCAACGAUGUGACAUUAUUGAUUUGCAAAAGAAUCCAAAAUUUAUGAUCCUAAAAGUACAACAUACAAGUUUAAAAACUUUUGCAACAGUAACAUGUUCAGGAUUUUGGAAAGAUAUUCAGAUUAAAGAAGGCGAUGUUGUAAUGAUACAAGCCAAAAAAGAUUCACAAAAUUGGAUUGUGGAUAAUGAUCAUGGUUAUAUUGUUAUACAACCUGACACAUUAAUUUCUAGUACAACUAUUGUAGGAGCAUUACAUUGUAACAGACGAGCAGUAUUAAGUGAAAUAUUUAAAAAAAUAGAAUCAUUACCUCAUUUAAUGUCUAGUCAAACAGCAUUAACAAUUGGAAGAAUAGUUCAUAGACUUUUACAAAAGUGUUUAAUUGAAAAUAUUUAUAAAUUGUCUGAUAUUAUGAAGAUGGCAGAAAAUGAAUUACAGUCAAAAGAUAUAAUACAUAUCCUUUACAGUUCUCAAUCUUCAUUUGAAAAAUUUAAAGAAGAGAUAUUUUCAUAUGUACCAAAAAUAUCUGAAUUUAUUCAACAUUAUGUUCAUGGUACAAAGCAAGAAGCAAUAAGUAAUGAAAAGAAUAAUUUUAAAGGUAAAAUUUCUGAGAUAUAUGAUAUUGAAGAAAAUAUUUGGUUACCUAAACUUGGGAUUAAGGGAAAAGUUGAUAUAACGGUCGAAGUCAAAAUUAAUUCCCAAAAGAAAGUGAUGCCUAUUGAAAUAAAAACAGGAAGACCAUCUUUCUCUCUAGAACAUAGAGGUCAAGUUAUUUUAUAUAUUAUGAUGAUGGCUCUUACUGGACAAAACACAGAAAGUGGAUUGUUAUUAUAUCUUAGAGAUAACAAUAUACGUGAAAUUAAUUGUGGUCGUGCUGAAAAAAGAGAUUUAAUUUUAUUAAGAAAUACUCUAGCUGAUUAUUUCACUAAAACAAAAAACAUGAUCUUUCCAUCUGACUUAAAGGAUGAAUUGAAAACUAUGCCAUUGCCAGAGCCUAUAAAUUAUUAUAAUAGUUGUCUUAAAUGUCCUUAUAAAAAUUUAUGCUGUGCAUAUUUGAAAAAGGACGAUACCUUAGAAUUGCCCGAGUCUCAUGGACUAGUUAAACUCAGUAAAGAAAUUUUAAAUGAAUUUGAAAAUAAUCAUAUAGAUUUUAUUUUAAAAUGGGUAUCUCUUUUACAAAUGGAAGAGAGCAUACGAACCGAACAAUAUAUUAUGAAAGACAUAUGGACUCUAAAACCAGAGAAAAGAGAAAUGAAAGGAAAAUGUAUUAGCAAUUUAAAAGUAAUUGGGAAAGUUACAGAACAAUAUGACAAAUAUAAGCAUUUGUUUGUACGCACAAAUGAACAAGCUAUAAGUAUUAAAAAUAUUUGCACAGAAUUUGUACAAAAUGAAUACGUUAUUGUAAGUACAGAUACACGAAUAAAUAUAUCAUCUGGUUUUAUAAUACAGAUAAAGAAAGAUUCAAUUACUGUUCUUUUGAAUAAUGAUAUUACAAAACGUAAUGCAAUUGGAAACUUUCAUAUUGAUAAAUAUGCUAACACAAAUUUAUCAUCAACCUUAUUUGCAAAUAUUGGAGGCUUAUUAUAUGAUAAUGAAGUAUGCAAAAGAUUAAGAAAUAUUAUUAUAGAUAGGAAACCAGCAACAUUUCUUGCACAAUUAUCACGUUCAAUUAUAUUUAAAGUUGCAACAAUAUUGCAGCAUUUAAAUGAAGUUCAACAAAGAGCAAUUCUUAAGUGCUUGGCUGCCAAUGAAUAUGUUUUAAUAAAAGGCAUGCCAGGAACAGGAAAAACAGAGACAAUUGUAACAUUGAUAGAAGUCCUAUUUAAAUUGGGCCUUUCAAUAAUAGUAACAUCGCACACUAAUAGCGCAGUAGAUAAUAUUCUUUUGAAAUUAUUACAUAAAAAUAUUGAUUUUAUACGAUUAGGAUCAUCGUGUGUGAUACAUCCAUUAUUAAAAAAUAAAAGUGAAGAAUAUUUAACAUCAGAUUGUACGUCGCUCGAGGAAUUAGAAUCAGUAUAUGCAAAUAAGAAGAUUGUAGGAGUUACUUGUUUUGGAGCUCAUCAUAUAGUCUUUGAAAAAAGGACAUUCGAUGUAUGUAUCGUUGAUGAAAGUACUCAAGUAACGCAACCAGCAAUUUUAGGUCCAUUAUACAAUGCAAAUAAGUUUAUUCUGGUAGGAGAUCCCAAUCAAUUACCUCCUGUUAUUAAAAACAAAACAGCUAGAAAUCUCGGUGCAGCAGAGUCUCUGUUUGAGAGAUUAGAUUCAAAAAAUAAUACUGUUGCUUUAACCGUACAAUAUAGAAUGAACAAAAGUAUUAUGGAUUUGAUUAAUAGAUUAACAUAUAAUGGUGAAUUAAAGGCAGGCAAUGAAUCAAUAGAAAAUGCAACGUUUAUAUCAUCAAAUACGAGUAUAUCAUCGUCGAAUGAGAGAUGGGUAAGAGCAGUAUUAUCUCCUGCAUUAAAUGAUUCUGUAAUUAUAUUGGAUACGGGUUGUACUCAAGAUAUGACUAUAGAUUUUAUCCAUAAAAAAGAAAAUAUUACAACCGAUCAAGUGUGUUCUAAUAUUUGGGAAGCGGCUUUAAUUUUAUAUCUACUUAAGGCUCUAUUUCAGAUCGGCAUAAGCUCGGAACAAAUUGGUAUUAUUGCGGCAUAUAAAGCGCAAGUUGUUUUAAUAAAAAAUCUGAUAAAUUCAGAAAUAGAAGUAAAUACUGUGGAUCAAUAUCAAGGACGUGAUAAGAGUAUUAUUUUCUAUUCAUGUGCAAAAAGUAUCAAAAAGAAAUUUGACGAAUUGCAGGAUACUGGGAUAUUAGAAGAUCAAAGACGUUUAACCGUAGCUAUUACACGCGCAAAACAUAAAUUAAUUAUUAUAGCAGAUAGAAACACAAUAAGCCGAUAUAAACCAUUUAUACAACUUUUUAAUAUAGUCCAAGUAAAGAACAUAAUCAAUGUCAAUGAUUCUUCUUAUGACUUUACUUGGGAAUCAAUCAUCAAAUCAUUGAAGAAGGAUAUGUGUUGAUGAACAAUUGAACGAAUGGAAUAUUAUUAUAUUUAAUAAGUAAUCGCAUGAUUAAUAUGGAAUGUUAUAAAAAUAAUAUUAAUAUUUUUUUUUUUUUUUUAUACCAUAGAUUAUUUUUAUAUUUUAACCUGCAAAGAUUG
This is a messenger RNA of Vespa velutina, 3924 nucleotides long. It is a transcript of the gene Dna2, whose product is annotated as DNA replication ATP-dependent helicase/nuclease DNA2. NCBI's taxonomy places the organism in Eukaryota, Metazoa, Arthropoda, Insecta, Hymenoptera, Vespidae. Gene Ontology annotation, biological process: replication fork reversal. The record is from RefSeq and is a predicted model, not a curated record. The coding region runs from base 128 to 3784 and encodes 1218 amino acids. The transcript is spliced from 14 exons. Gene Ontology annotation, cellular component: cytoplasm. Gene Ontology annotation, molecular function: 5'-flap endonuclease activity; single-stranded DNA helicase activity.